Aegilops tauschii subsp. strangulata is the source of this 1362-nucleotide messenger RNA. The record is from RefSeq and is a predicted model, not a curated record. Lineage: Eukaryota; Viridiplantae; Streptophyta; Magnoliopsida; Poales; Poaceae.
AUGGAGAUGCCUCAGUCUGACAAGGGGUGGUCCUCUGCAAAGCUCACUAAUGACCAGGCGACGUCGGUGCUGGAGAAGAUGAACGCCGACAUGAAGCAGGGCAACACGAAGGCGGCGAAGCUGACAGGAGCCAUGCUCCUGAGGGAGUUCCUGAUGCUGCGGGUGGCUCCGCUUCAGGCGCGCUUGCGCCCCGUGUGGAUGCUUGGGGGUGAAGAAGACAAGAUUUGCCUGAGUCCAGGCACCCUGUCUGACGAGGAGCUGGCUGUAGCUCUCCGCCUCCUGGUCGGGGACGACCAAGAGUAUCUGCCGAGUGCCACCGUUCCCUUGUUCCGUCGCAAGGACGGGGCACAGGUUGUGGCCGCCAUGACCUCCUUCGACGAGCGUGGCCUGGUGCCGCCGGUGCCCCUUGUGGUCCCGGAGGCGACGGCGCUGGUUGACGUGUCUUCUGACGGCUCCCACAAGGGGGAAGAAGAGGAAGACGAAGAGCGCGACACGGAAAUGACUCCUGAGGGGAUGGGGGAGACCUCCCCCCUGAGCAAGGCCGACAUCCACCGCACCCUUCCUGACGACGAUGGGGCCGACGUCCUCCAGGAGAAGGAGGAGCCGCCCGCGGUCCCGACGAGGGGCAGGUCGGCGCUGAUCUCCCGAGACGCUGCUUCUGCUCCAACACCGCCUGGAGCUGCUUCGGGCCCAUCUGUUGUUCCUUCCUCUGCCCCUAGAGUCCGUGCGCCCGCGCCCCAGGCUGGGAGGAUUUCGGUCUUCAAGCUUAGCAAGAGGAGGGUGGACUACACCAUGGUGGACCAGCCGACACCUGCGGCGAAGAAGAGGAAGGAGGAGGCGGUGGUGCCGCUCGGGGCCAACGCGCCUACUCCGGCUGCGUCUCCCUCUGUGGAGAAGGGCAGCGUUGGCGCUCAUGUCUCUCCGCCUCGGUCGUCCUCACGAGGCUUGGGGAAGGAUCCUCGGGAGGAGUCAUCCCCUGUGGCACCACUGGCUCCGAAGGCACCGGUGUCCGGCUCGGUUGCUGAGGUCUCCAAGGCUCAGGAGCCCCCAGUCUCCCAUGCCGUGGUGACGACACCUUCUCCUCCUCCUCCCGCUGCACUGCUGAUUCCAGGUCCUUCUGCCUCCCCUGAUGUCUUGGAGCGCGCCCUUUUGGAGAUGGCCCAGCUGAGAGAAGAUCUCCAGGGCGCCGACUCCCGCCUGGUAGCCGGGCGCCUGGAGCUGGUCUCUGGCUGGCUUCAUUCUGACGCGUCUGUUCGAGCGACGCUAAGCCAGGCCACGGCGACUUCCGAGAGGGAAAAGCAGGCUGCCGCCCAAGCAGCUGCUGCUCACGAGGCGGCGCUGAAGGACGUCGAGGCCGCUUAG